This is a messenger RNA of Melanotaenia boesemani (Boeseman's rainbowfish), 1339 nucleotides long. RefSeq names its product transcription factor HES-1-B-like. Gene Ontology annotation, cellular component: nucleus. The transcript has 4 exons. NCBI's taxonomy places the organism in Eukaryota, Metazoa, Chordata, Actinopteri, Atheriniformes, Melanotaeniidae. Gene Ontology annotation, molecular function: RNA polymerase II cis-regulatory region sequence-specific DNA binding; protein dimerization activity; DNA-binding transcription factor activity, RNA polymerase II-specific. The coding region runs from base 223 to 960 and encodes 245 amino acids. Gene Ontology annotation, biological process: regulation of neurogenesis; anterior/posterior pattern specification; regulation of transcription by RNA polymerase II. The record is from RefSeq and is a predicted model, not a curated record.
GCGUGCAGGCUGCGGCUCUAUAAAUACAACCCGAGGCGUUGGUAACAGGAGGAGCGGACUAGACUGAGUGACAGCGAGACGAGAAGACUGAAGUCACUUCUGACGUUUUUUGGUCGGUAGUAAAGGUACCUGUAGGUCUGCCGGGAAAAGGCGGGACUCUGCUCUGCUGUCGAUAAGAUCCGUUUGUCGCUGUCACUCCCGUCAGGGACCGUUAACUCCAAGAUGCCAGCCGGUACUUUAGAAAGAGCAUCUCCAUCCGCUGUGGCUGCUACCCCAGCGAGAGGCGACUCCACGCCAGAAAAACCCCGGACUCUGACAGAAAGUAGAAAGUCUUCCAAACCAAUCAUGGAGAAGCGGAGACGCGCACGCAUCAACGAGAGUCUUGGCCAACUGAAGACACUCAUCCUGGACGCCCUAAAGAAAGACAGCUCCAGACACUCUAAACUGGAGAAGGCAGACAUUCUUGAGAUGACUGUGAAACACCUGAGAAAUUUGCAGAGACUCCAGAUGACUGCUGUGGCAAGCACAGACCCAUCCGUUCUGGGGAAAUACAGAGCCGGGUUCAGUGAGUGUGUAGGAGAGGUCACCCGCUUUCUUUCCACGUGUGAAGGGGUGAACACAGAUGUCAGGACUCGGCUCCUCAGCCACCUUGCAGCUUGUGUAACCCAAAUCAACUCUAUGAACUUCAGUGGAUCUCUUGUAGGUGCCCUGGGACAGGCUGGUGCACAGAUUCCCGCUUUGGCCCAACAGGUGCCCUGCAAAAGCAGCUUGCAGAUGCACGUUUCCCCAGAAGCUGUGGGGAAACUUUAUGGCGGCUUCCAGGUUGUGCCGUCGCCGGAUGGACAGUUUGCUUUUCUCGUUCCCAGUGCAGCUCUGACACCUUUGACUGCUCAAAACAGCCAUCACAUGUCACCUGUCGCACCUGCUGUCACCUCAGACUCUGUGUGGAGACCAUGGUAGGAACAAUGUUUAGAAGAUACCCCCCCCAAAAAACAACAAAACUUCGAGACAUGAAAGAUAUUUUUGUACAUUUUGUAAAUAUUUUACAUAGCCUCCCUGAGAAGUGGAUGUAGAUACAUUUUUGUCUUUUUGAGAUUUUUUUGGCCUCUUGGCUACUUGUAAUUUCUAUUUUUGAUAUGGUACAUUUCACAUGCCUUAAAAGCACUGUAAUUUCUGAGACAAAUAAAAUGUUUUUUAUGAUGUGUAGCCUACAACUUGCUAAUUUGAUACCAUAUCCUUCACACAAAGCAACUUUUACAUCACCCGUGUUCUUUUACUCGAGAUAAGACAUUUUUGCGCUACCCAUAGAAGAUACCACUGUGUGCUCUACUUCAUUUCA